CGGAAAGCCCGCGGACAAGUGCGGAGAAUGUGAAGAAAAGAUGCGUCAUUUUGUACCAUCAACAGCUCAUUCUAGCCGCCUCUACAGCUCCUGCAGGCAUGGAAAAGACUAAAGAGACGAAAGAGGGAGAUCCCAAGACCAACCAGCUUGAUAAAGGAGAGCUCAUUGUGGAGGAAUUGCUAGAAGAAUGUUUAAAAGAUGUUUAUUCAGAAACUCAAUGGGACAUAACUAAGAGGGCCCGGUUACUAGAGAUAGGAGGAAGGAGAGAGUUAACAAAAGGUGACCAAUGGUGGGAUUUCGAGUCAAUUAUAACUAACCACGCCCAUUCCCGUAUAUUAACUCAUUAUACUUUGAGGCCAUGCCCACAUGUAUCGGUACUACAGUUAAAGGUUGUUGAACAGAAAGCCUCCGGCUAUUGUGGCUAUUAUGCACUACACUAUGCUCUCUGUCUGCUGGAGGCGUGUCACUCGUCAAGUGAGGGGGCGGUAGUUGGUUUGCUAGAGGAAACUGCAUCAGUGGGUGGAGUCUGGAGAAGGUAUUGGUACUCUGUUUCUCAGUUGUUGGUCAGGGGGCGGAGUGAGGAGGCAUGGCCUUGGACAGAGGAAUACAUAACCAAGGGAGACUUGGAAAGGAGCUUUCUCCAGUAUUUAUGUGACGUUGAUCCUCAUUUGAACUUUGAUAUGGAAAUUAAAAACAAAUUAAUCAUUUUACAGUUCUCUUUCGGUUCAUUACAAGACAGUUUUGAGAUGAUUUGUGAAACUCAAGAUAAAAUCUCUUCGUUUGUAAAGAACACCACAAGUCCUGCCCACCUCAUAUUUAUCCUGGGAGUGACCAAUCACUGGCUGACACUCCUCGCCUACAAAAGAAAAGAGGCGUGUCCCUGUCACCAUGGUAACGAGGGCUGCGGGAGCGUCCAGAUGCUUUACAUGGAUUCAAAUAACACCCCGGCCAUUUCUCUCUCUGAUGAAGGAAUUGAGGAUUACGUGAAGGAGCAGGAGAAGAAGAAGAAGGCAGUUAAAGGUUAUGGCUACCAAACGUGGAAGAGAAAUAUAAUCAAGCAAGCUUAUGUAGACCAGAGGACAAUCGUUGAUAGGAUCAGUCGUUACCUCAGUGGUGAGGCAGACAUGAUAGAGGAAGUGAUCAGUGAAUACGUUGAUAAGUUAUUGAUCAGUUUUAACACUCACGUUGAGAAAUCAUUGAUUUCGGCUGAUCCUGAUUUCUACAUCCCUCUCCUCCUGAGUUGGCUCGAGGGCCAGUAUCCGGUUAAGGUUUUACGAGAUAAUGUGUUACCUUUUAUCAGUAGCUCCACCAUCAGCCAUCUCACGAGUAGAGAUGAGAAUAUAAAAGGAGACCAUUUUCCUUCUGUUCCUCUCCCCCUCUCUCGAUUAAGAGACUGGGCGAGUCUCAAUCAUUCAAGGCUUGCUGGCUUAAGCUCAGACUCGUUUGGGAUUGAUCAAAUUGAUUCUUUUGCGUCUCUUUUAUCUGCCAUUUUGGAGAAAUUGUGAUCAAAAGGGAAGGAAGAUCUGACACAUUUUUCACAUACAUACAUGUAUGUGAAUUCUAAUAUAAUACAUGUAUGCAUAAGGGAGAGUAUUAAUGUACAUAAAUUCUAUAUGUAUUCUUUGUCAAAGUUAUUUUUAUAAUCAUAAAAUGUGAAAUUACUUUUUUUAAAAUAAUAAUUUAAUAUACAACUAUAACCAAGCAAGUAAAGACCAAUGUUGAGUAAUUGACUCUGUUCAUGGAUUGUCCUCUUCAUUGAUACAUUCAGCUCCUAUUUUCUUGAUUAUCUAGAUUCUCUUCCUCUUGUCGUUUCUCUUCAAGCUCUUGACGUCUCCUCGUCGUUUCUUUUCUUGCGUAAUCCUUGUCUUUCUUUAACAGUGUGAUACGGUAUUGCUCCUUCAUGUGUUCC
Messenger RNA from Amphimedon queenslandica, 1909 nucleotides. RefSeq lists its product as uncharacterized. The transcript is spliced from 4 exons. The record is from RefSeq and is a predicted model, not a curated record. The coding region runs from base 99 to 1505 and encodes 468 amino acids. NCBI's taxonomy places the organism in Eukaryota, Metazoa, Porifera, Demospongiae, Haplosclerida, Niphatidae.